AUGUCGCAGUCUCAGCCUUUGAGCUAUUCAGCAGUACUGGGAAAAGCACAGAGCUCGGAUCCAAAGCCUGCACCGCCCACUCAUAGACAGGAGAAACCGAGCCAUCCUCCGCAGCCGUCGAAUCCUGUACAGACGUCGAACCAACCGAGGACAAACGAGCAAUCUGCUACCGACCGAUACCGACCAAAAGCUGGAGGAGACAACGAAGCCCGCUAUGUCCUGACCCUCCAGACCGAUCGAGCACACCACGACCGCAUGACAGCACUACGAGAAAAGUUUUUCCCUCCAGAACGAAACACAGUCCGCGCCCACUUGACGUUGUUCAAUGCUUUACCCGAGAGCAAGCUGGACAGUUCCGUCGUACCAUUGUUGAAAGAGGUAGCAGCCGAGAUGGGCCCUUUCAAAAUCCGCGUAAAGAGACCUUACAAAAUGGCAGGUGGGUUUCUGGUGAAUCUGUCCCCAAAAGAUGGACCACCGCCCAUGAACAAACUGGUGGACAGGCUGCGAAAUACGUGGAAAGAGGAAGGAUUCCUGUCAGAUCAGGAUGCAGCGAAGCGGUCUGUGCAUUAUACACUUAUGAACAAGGUCACGGACAAGCAAAAGGUGGAUGAGGCGUAUGCCGAAUUCACGAGUACCUGGAAUGGUGAUGAGGGCAUCGUGGAUGGAUUGGAGCUGUGGAAAUAUGCCAAGGGGAGGUGGUACUGGGCCCAGAGAUUCGAUUUUACCGGGGCGCCGUACAUUGAUAAGAGGCCCUCGCACGUCGGCUAUGAAAGGGUCUAG
Messenger RNA from Zymoseptoria tritici IPO323, 780 nucleotides. RefSeq lists its product as uncharacterized. Bases 1 to 780 code for a protein of 259 amino acids. The transcript has a single exon. The record is from RefSeq and is a predicted model, not a curated record. NCBI's taxonomy places the organism in Eukaryota, Fungi, Ascomycota, Dothideomycetes, Mycosphaerellales, Mycosphaerellaceae.